AUGGCGGCCACUGUGGUGAAGAUCGGUAGUCACCUCAAGGAGUUGAGAUUUCAUCUUUGCCUUAAAUCUGCUUCUAGUCAGGGAAUUAGAGACUUUUUAGAAAAGAAUUAUGUGGCUCUGAAAACCAAAAAUCCAGAGUUUCCAUUCCUGGUACGUGAGGCAACUAAUGUGCAGCCCAAAGUGUAUGCCAGAUAUGAGUAUGGCAGGGAAUCCAGUCUGCCUCUGACCAACAUGACCAAGGAACAAGUGGAGAGGGCCGUGGAGAGUUUGAUCCAGAAGAGUCGCUAG
Candidula unifasciata is the source of this 288-nucleotide messenger RNA. The record is from the annotation of a GenBank genome assembly. NCBI's taxonomy places the organism in Eukaryota, Metazoa, Mollusca, Gastropoda, Stylommatophora, Geomitridae.